Molecule: messenger RNA, 1026 nt
Organism: Penicillium subrubescens
Lineage: Eukaryota; Fungi; Ascomycota; Eurotiomycetes; Eurotiales; Aspergillaceae
Product: 60S ribosomal protein uL14
Exons: 4
Coding region: 105-527 (140 amino acids)
Biological process (GO): translation
Cellular component (GO): ribosome; cytosolic large ribosomal subunit
Molecular function (GO): structural constituent of ribosome; large ribosomal subunit rRNA binding
Source: RefSeq, a predicted model, not a curated record
CUAAGCGAGACGAGAAAGCACUGUGGACGUUUCUUCGACUCCCGACCUGACCUUCCGUCGCCAACCCUUUUCGCCCAUCUCGACAACCCCGAUACUCAGCCAUCAUGUCUAAGAGAGGUCGUGGCGGUGCCGCCGGCAACAAGCUGAAGAUGACCCUCGGUCUGCCUGUCGGCGCCGUGAUGAACUGCUGCGACAACUCCGGUGCUCGCAACCUGUACAUCAUUGCCGUCUGCGGUAUUGGUGCCCGCCUGAACCGCCUCCCCGCUGCCGGUGUCGGUGACAUGGUCAUGGCCACCGUCAAGAAGGGAAAGCCCGAGCUCCGCAAGAAGGUCAUGCCCGCCGUUGUCGUCCGCCAGAGCAAGCCCUGGCGCCGGGCUGACGGUAUCUACCUGUACUUCGAGGACAACGCUGGUGUUAUCGUCAACGCCAAGGGUGAGAUGAAGGGAUCCGCCAUCACCGGUCCUGUCGGUAAGGAGGCUGCUGAGCUUUGGCCCCGUAUUGCCUCCAACUCCGGUGUCGUCAUGUAAAGAGAGCAGUGAAAACGGAAUAAAACAACAAAAUUUCAACGAUACCAAAACCUGACUCCUUGGGACCUGGGAAUAACGGGGUGCAUUUUAUGGCAUUAUUGUGUGGAGAGAGAGAGAAUAGCCAAAAAAGGCAAGAGGAAUCUUAACGUGACGAAUUCCACCGAUGUUAUUUCGAGCCGGUUUUAUUUCCCUCCCUCCAUUCGUGUUUUUUCUUCUCUUUGAACACUGGCGACUCGAGGAAGUAUACUGAAAAAAUACUACCUUUUUCAUGACAACUUCUGGUGCUUUUGUAUGAUGCUGCUCUUGCUGUACGUUCAUGGUUAUGGGUUGAUUUAUGAAUUCUCAUGGCUUAUGGCUCGGGAUGUCAUCUUGGGUGGACGUAGUUGUAGUUCUGCUUCCACGUAGAGAGAGGGAGGCUGUACAGCGUCACGGUAGUUUACCCAAACUCGGUGCUAUCUCGAUCUACCAUGCGGAGCAUAGCUUGAGUGUUCAUACUAAG